UUCCCUUGACAACAACCACAAUCACUCUCUUGACAACAACCACAAUCACUCCCUUGACAACAACCACAAUCACUCCCACGAAAACUCUCCUCACUCCCCACAUGACUCCCACUCCCCACUCGAGGCACAGGAAGGGUACUUGAGGGCGGCGAUGACGUGGCAGGAGCGACACCCGGACUCUUCCCCGACUCAGUUCACUACAGAGUGUGUGUUCGGCUACGACUUCGACCGCACGUACUUCGAGGAGACAGAAGCGACAGAGAUGGGGUGGGCGUGUGGGGAGGUGGGCGCCAUACAGCAGGUCCUACACGCUGCGAUGUUGGGCAACCUCUUCGGCUGUGUUAUCUACGGGGCGCUGGCUGAUAAGGUUGGAAGACGCCUGGUAUUUCUACUGCUGGCGCUGAAGGUGGCGGUGCUGGGUUCAACUUAUGUGUUCCUGAAGGAGAUGUGGGUGGUGCUGAUGGUCCGUUUCCUGGUGUCGAUGGGUCUACCUGUUCUCUACCAGAUUGUUAUUAUUUCAGCCCUGGAACAAGUCCGAGAUGAACACCGUGGGAUGGUCACCUCACUCUCGUCCAUCUGCUUCUCAGUGGGUCAGUGCCUCCUGGCUCUGGUGACCUGGCUUACAGGACACUGGGUCAAGCUGGGUCUGGUGACGAGCGUUCCGGCACUCCUCGCCCUCGUCUACAUCAAGGUCAUUGAGGAGUCCCCAAGAUGGCUGGUGGCCCGGGGUCGUCUGGAGGAGGCGGCGAAGGUGUUACUGAGGGUGGCUAAGAUGAACCGCCUCGCUCCCACCCAUCGAGACGUUCUGGCCAGGUUACAUAAGGCCUGUGGACACCCUCUGGAUUCGCCCCCCAGGACACAGAGAUCCGGCAGGGAGUCCAACGCCUGCCUCGGUAUCCUUGGACUGUUGACUCUAUAUCCUCGACUCUGCUACCGCACCGCUCUAGUCACUGUCUGCUGGACGGUAAACCUCAUCCUAUACUUCAGCAGCACCAUGAAGUAUCCUUACGUCUUCGAGAACCCCUUCCUAGGAUGGUUCUGCACCUCGGCCAUGGAAAUCCCGGCCAAUCUCCUCGUCCUGGUUCUACUGCGCAAGAUAGGACGGCGCCCUCUACAUGCUGGGGUCAUGAGUCUCUGCGCCGCUGCUCUACUCUGCGCUGCGGUCGUGUUGGCUUUUGGUUACGGCGAGAGACACAGAGGGGUGGCGGCGCUGGUGUUGGUGGCCAAGUUCUGCACCUCCAUGACCUUCCUGGUGAUCUACCUGCAGGCUGCCGAGCUGCACCCUACCCCCGUUAGGACCUGCGCUACCGGGUUCGCCUCACUGAUCGCCCUCACCUGUAACAUCUUCAGCCCCAGUAUCCUGACGAUGACACAUCCUUGGCAAAGUUACCUCCUGAUGGGGUGCCUGGGAUGUGCUGGGGUCCUCUCCGCCGCCCUACUACCGGAGACCAAAGACCGGCCCCUCCCCCAGACCUUGGAAGAAGCGGAGAACCUCACUAGAAGGCCAAAGGUCUCCAAGGAUGAAGGCAGGAGAGGAAGUUUGGAGGUUGAUUUGGUCUCCAAGUCCUCAUUAAGUGAUCCAGCGUCUUCAGUGUUAAAGGCGACAGACGUGGAGACUAAUAUAUAGGAGAUAUAUGGAGACUAAUAGGAGACACAUGGUAGAUAAAAUUUCAGUUACCCCAGAUGCCGUUUUCUUUAAUUUUUUUUUACCCGAGUUAAAGAAAACGAGAUGCGGAGGCUAACUUAUUUCAAGAGUCAUGAUAUGGUUUUUUUUUCACCUUUAAUAAUGAUAAAGAAAACGGGUCAUGGAAUAGACGUAUUGUAAGACCCGUUUUCUAUGGUUUCGAAACAUAAAAGAAAACGUAUUGGAGGAUAGACUCAUCUUGUUAGACAUGAGGACCCGUUUUCUAUGACUCCCAAACACUAAAAAAAAUCGUAUUGGAGGAUAGACUCAUCCAGAUACUCACAAAAUCAAUUUCUAAACUUCACAAUAUGUCACACUAGUACAAGAGUCUCCACCAGACACACAAACACACACAUAUAUAAAACAGAAUGAGUAAAAUAACCCUUAGUACCCAAGUCAAUAAGUGAUAUAAUCCUUAACACACGAAUAAUAUAACAACAAAACAGAAUGAGUAAUAUAACCUUUAGUACCCAAGUCAAUAAGUGACAUAAUCCUUAACACACGAAUAAUAUAACAACAAAAAUGCAAUAAUAAAUAUAAUGUAUAAUAAUAGGCAUAAAUAAAUACAUACAUACAUACAUAUAUACAUACAUAUAUAACUCACAUGUAUGAAUUAUAGACAUGGAUCAAGUAUAUAGGGCAUAGUAAUAUAGAGCAUAAUACAAUAUAUAUAUAACUAGAAUUAAAAAUUAUAUUAAGUCAAAUAAAAUAAUAUGGUUAUAGAACAUAGUGGUCAUAUUGAUGGGUUUUCUUUUAUACUGAAGGAGUUUUAUAUUGUA
Homarus americanus (American lobster) is the source of this 2463-nucleotide messenger RNA. Its product is annotated as organic cation transporter 1-like. The record is from RefSeq and is a predicted model, not a curated record. The transcript is spliced from 9 exons. The coding region runs from base 152 to 1627 and encodes 491 amino acids. Gene Ontology annotation, biological process: transmembrane transport. Gene Ontology annotation, molecular function: transmembrane transporter activity. Gene Ontology annotation, cellular component: membrane. NCBI's taxonomy places the organism in Eukaryota, Metazoa, Arthropoda, Malacostraca, Decapoda, Nephropidae.